Molecule: messenger RNA, 1272 nt
Organism: Lodderomyces oxycetoniae
Lineage: Eukaryota; Fungi; Ascomycota; Pichiomycetes; Serinales; Debaryomycetaceae
Product: TauD/TfdA dioxygenase family protein
Exons: 1
Coding region: 1-1272 (423 amino acids)
Cellular component (GO): cytoplasm
Molecular function (GO): 2-oxoglutarate-dependent dioxygenase activity
Source: RefSeq, a predicted model, not a curated record
AUGGCACCAUCUCUAAUAACUAACAACGAGCCUUCUGAUAUUCAAUAUACAGUAGAAAAAUUGGCAGCCUUAAAACCUAUUGGCUGGUCUAAAUCUACUAAACAACAAAUAUCUGGCUAUGACCCGGAAUGGGCUGAUAAAUUACCUGAGACCACGAAAGAAAGAUAUGCGAAAUAUGACAUCGACACUAGUAAGGGAUACCCAUAUAUACCAACAAGUGACAAAAUCCCGAAAUUUGUUGAUGAGGCGCAUGCUAUCAGAAACGAAGAGUUUCCAUUUAUUGAACGCGGCAAGAAUGCUGAUCCUGAGAAGAAAGCGUUGUUUGGUGCAGCCAAAGAUGUUAUCAACUUGACACCUUAUAUUGGUACUGAGAUUGUCGGCUUGCAAUUGGCGGAUCUUGACGAUAAACAAAAAGAUGAGUUGGCAUUGUUGAUUGCUGAAAGAGUCGUGGUUUUCUUUAAAGAUCAAGACUUGUCGCCACAGAAACAAUUGGAAUUGGGUCAUUACUGGGGACAAGUUGAAGUUCACCCACAAGCUGCUAGAAUAAGCCCAGAGUAUAAUGGCGUAACUGUGAUUUGGCAAGAAUACCAAAAUGACAGAACUGGUUUAGGAUUGAGUUUUCAAAAGUCCAAAAGGGGUAAUUCACAAUGGCAUAGUGACUUGGUACAUGAAUUUCAAACUGCCGGUAUUACUCAUUUACAUCAAGAUUCCACUCCCGAUGUUGGCGGUGAAACCAUUUGGAGUUCAACUUAUGGUGCCUAUGACAAAUUGUCGCCCUCUUUCAAGAAAUUUUUGGAUGGUAAAACUGCUAUUUACAAGAGCGCUCAUAUAUAUUUAGACCGGGAAAACCCAUUAAGAGGACCAAAACAUGUUGAAAGAGAACACCCAAUAGUGAGAACCCACCCUGCUACUGGUUGGAAAUACUUGUUUGUGAAUCGUUCAAUGACAGUUAGAAUUGUUGGUUUGUUACCAGAAGAGUCUGAUUUGAUUUUGAACUACUUGUACUCUGUAAUUGAAGAAAAUAGAGAUAUUCAAGUUACCUUCAAUUGGCAGAAACAAAUUCCUGGAUUAAAGUCGAAAAAUGAGGGUAAAAAGACCUAUAGAGGUACAUCAGCACUUUGGGACAACAGAAUUGCUAAUCAUAAUGUAAUUCAUACAAACGAAAGUAUUCAUGGUCGUCAUGGCACACGUGUUACUUCAUUAGCCGAUACAGGUUAUUAUGAUCCAAACUCAAAAAGCCAAAGAGAAUCUCUAGGCUUGGAAUUGGACUAG